CGCUCUCGGAGUCUCGUCCUCCCUUCCACUCUUUAUACCUCUCCGGCCGCGCAGCCCACUUGACAGAAGGCCCAAUCGCAUAUAUACAGAGUCUGGACUCUGGCGUCGCCUCUCAGGCAAAACUUGGUGAGCAUAGCACAUGGCACAACACAGCGAAGAUGAGAAAGGAGAUUGCCAACAAAAGGAGUUUUCAGCAGCGCGUCGAUUUCUGCUAUGUUUGCCCAGUCUCUACUUCAAAGACAACAGUUUGCCCAUUAUUCAGGAAACCGUGGACUUCUCGUCUGGCGGCAGAGUACGCGAGAAGAUCGUUGAGAAAUGCACGAAUUACUUUGUUUUCUUGGGCGAUCUUCAGGCCAUAAAGUACAUCGUGGAGCAGGACACAAAAAGCAAGAUAGUUAUAAUAUCGACAGAAACUCCCUGGGAAGUAAAGGAUUUUUUAAAAAGUCAUUUGUCAAAGAAUUAUUUAAAUCUGCUGAUCAUGGCUUACAGUGCUAGUAGUAGAAACGAUGGCUCUUAUUUGCUUUACACGCACAAACUUUACGCCGAGGGCAGUGGAUCUACGCAGCCAAUGCUACUGUCUUCUUGGAUAAACAACAAUCUAACUAUCAGGGACGUUAAUCUCUUUCCUGAAAAACUAACGAAAGGAUUUAUGGGUCAUCGUUUGCUUGUAUCCGCUGCUGAAAAUCCGCCAUUCACUAUAAAAAAAUCACUAUGGGGUUCAGAUGAUUCGAACUGGGACGGCAUCGAAAUUAGACUUUUGAAAUUAUCAGCAAAGUACCUCAACUUCACCAUAGAAUUUACUGAUGCUCGUACCUCUGCUUACAGUCCUAUUGACGCCGUUAAGAGAGAUGUCUUACUUGGUUUAACUUCAGCAGCAGUGGGUGGUAUUUAUUUGACUCAGGAGUUGAGUGAAUCUUUCGACGCGACGUUACCUCAUGCCGAAGACUGCGCUGCUUUUAUUUCCUUGGCAUCUACUGCUAUACCAAAAUAUCGAGCAAUUUUGGGACCGUUUCAGCUAUCAGUCUGGCUGCUUCUCUGCGCUGCCUACUUCGUUCUGAUUAUACCGCUAUCAUUUAAUAGUAAUUAUACGAUUCUCUCACUGUUCAAGCACCCUUCAGGGCUGAACAACAUGUUCUGGUUUGUCUUUAGUACAUAUACCAACUCAUUCGUUGUGGAGAACCCGCUCUUAAAUUAUGGGAUAGCAAAGAAUUCUAUAACUAUACUUCUGGGUAUAUAUUGGAUUUUCACCAUCAUAGUUACUGCAUGCUACACUGGUUCGAUCGUUGCAUUUAUAACGCUUCCCGUUUAUCCAUCUGCAAUUGAAAGCGCUGCAGAGUUCUUGGCUUAUCGCUAUCGAAUCGGCACGUUGGAUCACAAUGGCUGGGAGAAUUGGUUCAAUGUCAAUACAACGGACGAUCCUUUACUUCAAUCGCUGUUUCGAAAAAUGGAAUACCUUCCGACAUUGCUGGAAGGAGUUCAUAAUGCGAGUCGCGCAUAUUUCUGGCCCUACGCGUUUUUGGCUUCCAAGACCUCGCUCGAAUAUAUUAUUCAGACAGAUUUUGCCCCAACUUGGACAACGAAACGCACUCUAAUGCACGUCAGUGACGAGUGCUUUGUUCGCUAUAAUGUCGUGCAGUUAUUUCCUGCCAAAUCCCUCUAUACCAAAUCGAUGAAUGGCUUCGUAGCACGAGUCACCGAAACUGGCUUACUAGACAAAAUUAUUAACGACAUCGAGUGGGAAAUGCAGCGCGUCGCCAUGAUGACCAAAAAACAGAUAACAAAGUCAAUUUCAAAAAAAAUCAAAGUGGAAGACCGAGAACUGACCGUGGAAGAUACCCAAGGCAUGUUUCUGAUCCUUGGCUCCGGUUUUCUCAUGGCUAUGCUUGCUCUGGCCCUUGAAUCAUUAUACAGUUACUUUAAAAAACGAAAUAUAAAAAAAGACAGCGUAAGUGAAAUGGAAGGCACUGACUGGAUGACAGAAAGUCAAGUGAUGGGCUCUUGGAUUUACGGAAAGGAUGCUUUUCCUGGUAUGAGGCAGAGACCGGCCAGAGGGAGUGUUUAAAAUUAAAUUCUUGUUACAAAAUUAAAUAUAAAAUUAGUUGUUAAAACCGGAUCUGAAAUUAAAAGUAUAUUUGUCAUGUGUCAA
This is a messenger RNA of Nasonia vitripennis (jewel wasp), 2146 nucleotides long. RefSeq names its product ionotropic receptor 21a (gene Ir21a). Lineage: Eukaryota; Metazoa; Arthropoda; Insecta; Hymenoptera; Pteromalidae. The transcript is spliced from 10 exons. The record is from RefSeq and is a predicted model, not a curated record. Bases 140 to 2062 code for a protein of 640 amino acids. Gene Ontology annotation, molecular function: ligand-gated monoatomic ion channel activity. Gene Ontology annotation, cellular component: membrane.